Molecule: messenger RNA, 3683 nt
Organism: Aureobasidium subglaciale EXF-2481
Lineage: Eukaryota; Fungi; Ascomycota; Dothideomycetes; Dothideales; Saccotheciaceae
Exons: 3
Coding region: 82-3405 (1107 amino acids)
Biological process (GO): protein localization to plasma membrane
Cellular component (GO): plasma membrane
Source: RefSeq, a predicted model, not a curated record
AGCAAAGCAGGCGGCAAAGAAACUCGCACAGCAGGCUCCCACCUGAGAUCCACACACGACUCACGCCAUCAGUCAGCCAACAUGAACGCGCUGCGCCAGAAAUGCCGGCCGAAACAUCAGGUCUUGAUCUUGAAGUGCUACCCCAAGUUGCCCAAGAAUGCAGCAGGCAGUGCGAGCGAGGCCAAACCGAAUGGCAGUGAACUCAGUUACCUCGUCUACUACGCGUCCAGUCGCAGGGCCAAACUCACAAAGGUCGGCAGUUUCCUGGAAAAGCGCACCGCGUCAGAUGUAUACAAGGGCAGGAUAGGAGCAGUCCACGUCACACUGGGCAUUCUUCACGCCUUCCUCAACUCGUCCAGCAUUUCCUCGGUCGACACGUUCCCCCUAUUCGCGCCCCAUGUGCUCAGCAUCCUGCAAGAAGUGCUAGGCCACUCGAACGACACGGGUCUGAUUGAAGCCUGUCUUCCCGUCUGGGAUGCUUUCUGUCGUGACCAGGACCAUGCUACCCUCGCCGCCGACGUUGAAUACCGCCAACAGUUUGCCAAUGUGGUCAAGAGGUGGACAACGUACGCAGACAAGACAAACAAAGAGGCGGGCGGAUCUAGCGAUGCGCUCAAGCUCCGUAAGGCUGGUCUUGAGGCUCUACGCAGUGUCGCCAAAGCCCAAGCACUUGCCAGCGAACCGGGCCGUCAGAUCAGCGUCUUCUUGCCGGCCGUCUUGCGCAACCUUUACUCGCAGGAUGCCACAUACCUGACCACCCUGCAUGAGCGAUUGAAUGAGCAGAAGCAUGCACAACAAGGACUCCGCCCCAGCAUGCAGACAAUUCGUAGCACAAACACGAGGGAGGAAGGAGAUCCGCGUGCUGCUGGAGGCACUGCGCAAGAGGCUGAUCGCUUUGCUGAAGAAGAGGCCGGCACAUUGGCCAUGCAAUGCUUCAAGGCCCUCUUCGAUGUUGACAACCGUGGUCAGGUGCGCAUGGCUACCUUGAGCAUGCUCGAAUACAUCUCUCAACACACCACUGGACAUGCUUGGUCCGUCGCCCUGGUCAAGCUGGCUUGCGAAUCGACCCCUGUCCAGGACCGCUUCGUCGUCUUAUUUACUGCCGUCGAGAUACUCAUUCGCAGCCCCAUAGUCGAAGACUCCCUGCAAUCGCAGAUCGUUCUGGCCGUUAUGGUAAAGCAGGUUCUCGGCUCCAACAUCAACCUCAUCGGCCUGUCUGUCAUGGAUAUCCUGCUCGGCUUGGUUCAGCAUGUUCUUCUCGUCCUACAGCUUGGUACUACUCAGUCUAGCUUGAGCGGGAACAACGAGAAGCCAACGUCGCCUGUCAUGGAAGUCGUUAAGACCGCUUCUCCUGUCAGGGUCGAGCUGCUCACCCAUUUGCGCCAAUGCAUUGUCAAUCUCGCCAUGCAUGUUUACUACACCGACCAGAUCUCGGACAUGAUUUCUGCUAUCCUCCUCCGUCUCAAGCCUGCAUCUGCCACCAUCAACAUGCCUGCUGCAACCGCAAACGCUAUCGAAGAUCCGAAUGGCGCUUCUGUUGAAUCUACUGCCAGCAGCGGCUUGAGGGAGCGAUCCAACACUGACGGCUUCUUCUCCUUCGACACUGCUAGAGAGGUCGCCCUCGAUUCUGUCAAGCGUAUUCUCAUUGUUGCCAACAACAACGAUACCUCAGCUAACGAGGCCACCAAGAACCAAAACCCUGUUCCAAUUGGAGUGUGGGAAGGUACACAAUGGCUGUUGCGCGACUCUUAUCGUCCAGUCCGUGUUGCUUACGUGGAUGCGCUAUGCACUUGGCUCGAUCUUGAAACUCGUGAGAAGGACUCCAAGAUUGAAGAAACCAUCACUCCCGAGAAGCACAAGCGUGAUAACAUCAAUGGCAACAACAUGGCACGUAGAGCGGUGUCUAACGCAUCCGCACGCGGUCGCGGCGUUAAGAAGGGUCGCUCUUUCUUCUUGCAACUUUUGCACCUUGCGGUUUACGAGGACGCCCUGCACCUGGCCGAUCGUCCUGAAGCUGAUCAUGAGUUCUUGCUCUUACACUAUCUGCUUGCAUCCAUCAUCACCAAGCUUGGUAUCAAUGCUGCUCGCUCUGGCUUGCCCAUGAUCUUUCGCCUACAAGAGGACAUUCAAAAGAUGGAGAAUCCCAAAGCUAAGGUCAGACUCGGCAGUCUGGUGCAUGGUUACCUUUGGGCUGUGGCUCACAGAUUCAACUUUGAGCACUCUGUUGUCGGCAACGAGAUUCAGAGCGAGAUUGUCCGCAGACAGCAGAGUGACAUCUGGGUACACGGCCUCCAAGUCCCGGCUGUCUCCCUGGCUAGAAUUGCCGAGGUAGCCGCAUCAGCUCCCACAAGGUUGACCGAGGCCACCGUGGAAUCACAAGCUCUGAGGCCCUUUGACCAUCGCGAACAGCUGAUUGAGCGUAUCUCGGACGCUUAUAGCGCUAACAUCGCAUCUCCGCCUGGUACACCCGGCAGUCCUGGACGCAGCUUCUCUCUGCCUAGUCUGUCUGUAGCACCUAGCGACUUCUUGAGCGCACCGAGCCGCCCCAAAGCAGAUCUUCCACAAUCUUGCUUGGAAGAGCUCACAGCAGUCUGGACGAAAGAGGAGCUCCUGGCAACUAUCGCUGCUGCCGUACCCAAGUCGACGUCAUUGAGUGGCUCGCGCGCUGGAACCUCAUCUGCACACCCGUCCGGUACCAACCUUGUUGCGUUGGGCGAUCACCGUCGUCUGCUUGCUGCUGCGAACACGUUUCCCUACCAGAGCCCUCGUAGCACGUCGGAAACCUUUGGUAAUGGGGGUACCUCUAAAUCUGGUCCAGCACGGGUGGGCACUAGCCACUCCCAACUUCGCAGUCGUCUAGUUAGUCGAAGCCCAGCCGGCCGUCGUCCUAGCAAUAGUACUUCUGGACAUGGCGAUGGUGCUAGCAGCGUCACAAACUCAGGAGCCAUGCGCAUUGAAGAGCUGAAGCGAGUACUAGCUGGUCAAGUGCCACCUUCAUCCGCCAUGUCUAUGCAUCGUGCUGGCGCUGGCGAUGACUCCAGCGAGAGCAUGAUGGAUGUCGAGGAUGGAGAACUAGAAGAUGACGCCAGUGACUAUAGCCCUCCACCAAACCGUUCGUCCACCCAACAGGCUAGCAUGCCACCGCCACCUGCCCCUGCUCUUAGACUCAACAGUGGCGAGGUGGUGACUAAUGGCACUUUGCCUUCCGCACCCGUGUCUGAAAGAGGUCGUCCGGAUGGUCUAAUUAACAGACCGGCGAGCAGAAGAGUAGCAAGCAGGAGUUCUGCCAGAGGCUUCGGAGGUGCCGCUAGUACACAUGGCAAGAAGGAUCUCAGAGACCUGCUGUCGUCGAUCGGCACGGAAGAAGAUGAAACUGGCGAAGGAGUCAGCAGAGCACCUUACUAGUGCACGUGACCAGAAGAUAAAGUAAUGGAAGAAGUGGAGAUGAGUGGGAUAGAAGAAAGAGCCUUUGUUUUUGGAUACCCCCUUGGUACAAUUGUUUGCGUACGUUUACAUUGUGUUUACUCCUGCCUAAAGACCUUGCUGUCCCGUAAAAAUCACCCUGACUACAAUCAGUGAUGUGAGGGUUGUGCUGUUGGACAUUGUUCCCAGUUUCGUUCUUCGACUCACGUUCCCUUGACAUUGCCAUGCUGACACUCAGUGUCGAGACGAACGCCUUGGCC